Molecule: messenger RNA, 713 nt
Organism: Cicer arietinum (chickpea)
Lineage: Eukaryota; Viridiplantae; Streptophyta; Magnoliopsida; Fabales; Fabaceae
Product: small polypeptide DEVIL 11
Biological process (GO): negative regulation of cell population proliferation
Source: RefSeq, a predicted model, not a curated record
UUUUCUUUCUCACUUAUUCACUUUCUCACUAAUUUCACUGCCCACAGUUUUUGUUUCUCUCUCUCUCUCUCUCUCAAAAAACAAAUCAAAUUUUCUUCUUCUUUUUUCUAUGGCUUAUUCUUCUUCUAUGGAAAGUGCACAAACUCAAAAUCAACCACAACCUCAACCACCUUUGUACUUUGAUGAGAAGUGGAAGCUAUCAAAGAAAGAAGGGUCAACUAGAAGUAAAUCUUCAACAACACCUUUCAUCAAAAGUAAUUCAACUUCACAAAGAAAGUGUGCUUUUGCUAGGAAAUGUGCUAGGCUUGUCAAAGAACAAAGGGCACGUUUUUACAUCAUGAGGCGUUGUGUUACAAUGUUAAUUUGUUGGCGUGAUUACAGUGAUUCAUGAAAAACCAACAAAAGGGUUUAUUUGGGACAAACAAAAAGCUUCAAAAGUUGUCUCUUUUUUUGGUGAUUCUCUUGCUUUAGAUCCCUUUUGUGGUGAUUUCUCUUAUGAAGCUUUUUUCAUAUGAGAUAUAUACAUGUAUAUAAAAAUAUUAUUUUUUUUAAUUUUAUUAGCUAGAAGUUUUCAAUUUUGAUUUUUUGUUUUUAAUGGGUCAUGUUUGUGGCCUUUGUUGAUGUUAAUUUUUCUGGGUAUCUUGGAAAUUGAAGAGAUUAUGUUUAGAACUGAGAAAUUGAAUGAAAAAUUUAGUUUAGUUUUUAGCCAACAA